This is a messenger RNA of Anguilla rostrata (American eel), 2344 nucleotides long. RefSeq names its product ubiquitin-conjugating enzyme E2 E3-like. Gene Ontology annotation, cellular component: nucleus. NCBI's taxonomy places the organism in Eukaryota, Metazoa, Chordata, Actinopteri, Anguilliformes, Anguillidae. Gene Ontology annotation, molecular function: ubiquitin conjugating enzyme activity. The record is from RefSeq and is a predicted model, not a curated record. The transcript is spliced from 5 exons. Gene Ontology annotation, biological process: protein K11-linked ubiquitination; protein K48-linked ubiquitination; protein K63-linked ubiquitination. The coding region runs from base 1219 to 1845 and encodes 208 amino acids.
CGUGAUCUGGAAGAGUCCGGGGUAGCGCGAGAAACCUAUCUUUUGGUAGUGUUUUUAGUGGCCGUCGCUAAAGAGGGAGCUAGAAACUGACUUCACGCAUCAGUUCCUACACCAAGCUGAUACUGUAGCACUUCUUACUUGAACAAACCUCUUCGUUCUACAAAGGGUUUGGAGCGAGGUCUACAGUCUCUACUUUGUUUCCAAAACGCAGAAGAUUAGUUUGAUCUUAUUCGUCGGUGGAAUUAUGUUAUUUCCGCAAAGGAGCGAAAUAUAGCUACAUGUAGGCUAUUUAUUUUGCUUGCUAUCCCCCUCGCUGCGAAAAGGUGCAAUUAUGCUUUCCCUGCAGCUCUUGUCUCACCAAUAUUCCGCUGCUGUUAGCGACGUGGCGAUAUAAAACAACGGUGUAUUUUAGUGUCAUUCAACAACACCGUUUUAAACGAGCGCUUUUAGUGGGAAGAACUCGUUUUACUGUAGUCUAUCUGCUAAACUUGUAACUGUUACAGCACAUAACUAACAGAAAGCUUCUAAUAGGGAAUUAGUUAGCCAUCGAACCGUGUCCCCCACAGGCGCAAAUAAUUGAAUUGCUGUCAAAUAAUCUGAUACACGGCGGCUGUGUUUCGGAAUGUUUACAAGCAUUGAGUGUUUGAGUCAAAUAAUUGAAAUGCUGACAUUGUGUUUUGAAAACACAUUUGAGAUCAGCGUUUGGCAAGCGCCCUUGUCCUUCAGAAUUCAAACAAUUAAUUAAGAAGCAAGCAUGCCCAAAUAGUUUUUUUUUUUAAUUUUAAUUAAUAUAUCGUUGGUGCAGUUCCUUCGAACCACGUGCUGAUUUUUGUAGUUUUGCGCACGAUUCAAACCAGCCAACACACACCGUCGCUCACUAUAACGUGAGCUAAUAAAUAAUGAAGUUCAUGAGUGCAUUCUUGGUUUAUUUAUUUAGACUGCCGUUUGUAAUACCAAAGGUUAGCCUGUCUGGUAUGGUCAAAUUUAGACAACCCGAAAAGUUGCUAAGUAACUAAUUGAACAAAUAAUUGCGAAGCAAAUGAUUACAUUGCCGGACGUUAGAUUUUGCUCAACGUCCAACAGGCCUGGAUAGAUGUAGGCAUAUAGAUUACGAAGUCGGUUCCAUAAAUACAUCGCCUACAAUCAGGGUCCAAGGGUCCGACGAAUUUUGAGUAGAACUUCAGAACUUGUUGUUUAUUGUUGUCCAAGGGGGGGGAAAUGUCCAGUGACAGACAACGAUCAGACGACGAAAGUCCGAGCACCAGUAGCGGCAGCUCGGAUGCAGACCAGAGAGAUCUACCAGUACCCGAACCUGAAGAACAGGAGGAGCGGAAACAGCCCACACCUUCGCUGCAGAAGAAAAAUACCAAAUUAUCCAGCAAAACAACCGCUAAAUUGUCUACCAGUGCUAAAAGAAUCCAGAAGGAGCUCGCGGAAAUCACACUGGACCCCCCUCCUAACUGCAGUGCUGGGCCUAAAGGAGACAACAUAUAUGAAUGGAGGUCUACCAUCUUAGGCCCCCCUGGAUCUGUGUAUGAAGGGGGGGUCUUUUUCCUGGAUAUAACCUUUUCCUCAGACUACCCCUUCAAACCACCAAAGGUGACAUUCCGCACAAGGAUCUAUCACUGCAAUAUUAACAGCCAGGGCGUGAUAUGCCUGGACAUUCUUAAGGACAACUGGAGCCCCGCCCUCACCAUCUCCAAGGUCCUUCUGUCCAUCUGCUCCCUCCUCACAGACUGCAACCCUGCGGAUCCCUUGGUGGGCAGCAUAGCCACGCAGUACUUGACCAACAGAGCGGAACAUGACAGGAUAGCGCGGCAGUGGACCAAGAGAUACGCCACAUAGACCUCCGACACCUCGCCCUUCCCUCGACCACAGGGAACUUUACAGCGUGCAACAGCUCUUUAUAGCCUUUACAAUACGGACUUGUGUGUACAUGUCAUACUGUUUCUGCCCUGUGCUUUUACCCUCCGAAGACUUGGAGCAGAGGCCCUCUACAGGUAAAAGCUACAGGGGCAGACAUUUUUAGAUGUAGAUUUAGUCAUGUAUAAAUGCCUACUCGCAAGUCUUUCUUCUUUGGGAUAUAAAAAUGUAUUUUGUGAUGUAAUAAGGACAUUUCCUAAAGUCAACCAAAUAUUAUGGUGCAUUUUAGCCUAAUCCAUUAUCUUUAUGAAUUUAAGAAAAAAAACAACAAAAAAGAACCUAGCUAUAGGAAAUAUGUCGUUUAUAGGAAAGCCAGCUCCAUUUCCGGUUAUGUGAUUCAUCCUGUUGGGAAUGCAAUUUGGCCUUCGUCAGUUUGUAAUUAAGGCAUGUAAUUUACCCUUUUGUAGCCCAGAAGAAUAAA